Messenger RNA from Drosophila eugracilis, 2946 nucleotides. It is a transcript of the gene Mtp, whose product is annotated as microsomal triglyceride transfer protein large subunit. NCBI's taxonomy places the organism in Eukaryota, Metazoa, Arthropoda, Insecta, Diptera, Drosophilidae. Gene Ontology annotation, cellular component: Golgi apparatus; basolateral plasma membrane; endoplasmic reticulum. Gene Ontology annotation, biological process: lipoprotein metabolic process; lipid transport. The record is from RefSeq and is a predicted model, not a curated record. Gene Ontology annotation, molecular function: lipid binding.
UCUCAGCUUGAGUCGGAUGCUUUUAGUUUUAUUCCGUUCAAAAGUCAAUUAUCCGCCGGCCUGACAACAGGCUUAUCAAUGAAUUAAUUUAAAUACUUCAGUGAAUUUAUGAAAUAAGUACGAACAAAAUUAAAUCUUAAAACAUGGAGAGCCUACAAAAAAGCUAUGUGAAGUCUCUGCUUCUUCUUGCUUUUAUAUUCGGAUUUAUUGAUCAGGGAAGAACGUCUUUGAUUCCUCCAAACAGCCAGCAGAUCUACAAGCUGCAGAACCAAGUGACACUCGAGGAACUAGGAAGAGAUUCAAGCGCCAAGGAGACGAGUUAUAAAUUCCAAACCGAUCUGAAGAUCAAUUCGGUUUGGAGUCAAGAUGAAGAUCAGUUACUGGAAGUUUUUAUCAGCAACAGCCAAGUUGACGCCUCUGGAAAGGUCCGUUCUAUUACCAACAUACCGGAUAGACCUUUUUAUAUUGGUCUAGUUAAGGGACAACCUGAAAAGGUCAUCGCCCACUCUGGCAGAGAUCAAUCCGUGUUAAAUUUGAAGCGCGGAAUUGCUUCCUUAUUGCAGUUGCGAUUGGAUGGUUCCCAAGAGGAGGAACUAGAUGUUUCUGGCGUGUGUCGAGUAUCCUAUAAUGUGAAAUCCUCAACAAAAGUAGAAAAAAUUAAAAGAGACUGCUCUUUGUGGGAUCUAAGGGUUAACUAUCAUCCUGAAGAAGCUCUGGGGAUUAAGCAGGAAGCCCAGGAAACGAUCUCCUACGAACUAUCCUCGGAGGGUAAUCUCCUAAAGGCAGAGUCCCUGGAGGAUCACCUCCUGAACUUAGCAGCAAAACCAGAUGUGGGAAGCUUGGUGAAAAGUACUCUAGUCCUGCAACAUAUAUCCCAAGGAUCGGAGGAAGUGAAGCAGCUUGAUGUGGGCAGUUUGGAGGAGGCCAUCGAGAGCCUGCUGGAAUGGUAUCGCGUCUUCAGGCUAGAAUCCGAUGUGGAUGGUAUGAUCAGCGAGAUUAAAGAGCAAACUCUUGAGGAACAACUUAAGGCUUCCGUGGAAGCCCUACAAUCUGCGGAUGUGGGCAAAUCCUCUCUGGCUCUGGCUUAUGUCAAACUUAUCCCCUUGGCUCGUGUCACCAGGCAAGAUCAAUUCGAAGAUAUACUCAAGGAGCAUUCGGAACUAUUGCCCCAGUUGGUUGAUCUCUUGGGUGCUGUUCAAACCUUCGAUGCACACAAUGCUACCUUUGGGUUCCUAUACAAAGACGAAGGACUUACAAACGAAGAGUUGGAUCUUCUAGAAAAAUACUUGCAAUCCCUGGCGGUGGCCACGCAUCCAGAUAGGAAAAUAGUCGAACACUUGCGGGGAUUUCUGGAUUUACAAUCAAUCAAAAAACAGUUAAAGCUUAAGGAAACCAUUAUCCAAACACUUGCCACCUUGACCCGCCAAAGUGGAUUCGAUGCUGAUGAUCUUUUGUUGCAGAAAGUGCGAUCUUAUUUCCUAAAAGGUAUCGCCUCCAAGAAACCCACUUUGUACAUCAGGGCUCUGCAGAAUCUCCAGGACACCUCCACCAUUACACCCCUGCUGGAACAGGCUCAAAAUGGAGAUAAGCCCAAUUUGUCGGUGGUGGCUUUGCAGGCCCUUAAGGCCUUUCCCCCUGGAAGUUUUACUCCCUCGCAUCGUAAGCAGUUUGAAAGUAUAUUCUAUCAGCGAAAGCAGCGCUUUGAUAGCUCCGUUCGCACUUUGGCCUUGGAUAUUAUCCUAUCGCUCAGGCCAAGUGCAGAGCAGUUGGGUUACCUUUUAGAUUACCUGGCCUCCAAUGAUCGCCAGUUUGAGAUUAAAACCUACGUGCUCCAGAAGCUACGAAUGCUGUCUGAGAAGUGUCGCCGAUUCAGGACCUUAUUUGAAACUGAGCUGGCUAAGAGGAAGCAGGUUAACAACUACAAUGUCCUGGGACAAAAGGGUCUCACGACUGUCCUUUCACGUCAACUUUCUUUGGCGCCUGCCUUUAACGAAUCUCUAGUAAGUACGCAGGAAGUUUAUCAGGGAAUACUCAAGCGUGGUUCUGUGGAAUUCCUGCUCCACGCAGGACGCUCCCAAGUUAGCAAUUUUAAAUUGGGCAUCUACACUGCGGGACUGGGUUCGCUGGUGGGUGAUGGUGACUCCGGCGAUGGAAACGACAACAUUCCGGCAGAUGAUGAAUUGGAGAGCGAGGAGACGGUCACUGCAGGCAUGGAGAUCAGUGUUCAGGGCGCCCAACUGCGACCCCUGAUCUUUUUCAGUGGUCAGACGGAGUUAAUGGGUCAUGUGUGGGGUGGAACUGCCUCAGACUCAACGCCCGCUUAUCAGGCGACUACCUUGGCUCAGGACAACGAGCACUACAUUAUUCUAGCAUCGGGGGCCACUCUACAUUGGCAGGUGUUGGGUGCGAGGAGUGUUGAUCUUAACGGCAAGGUGGGAUUCAGCCUGUGGAACCGAAAUGCCCAGACGGAGAUCCAGCAAAACACUGGCAGCGCUGUCCUGGGUCACUUGGCUGUUGGUUUUACCUAUGCGAAAUUAGUGCAAGAUUUCAGCCUUACCCACGAACCGAAAUUGAGUCUGAACGCUGAUUUGGACUUUUACAGUGGAAUUAAACUAUGCAUGCAGCUUCAGCGACCUGAGCAGAUAUUGAAGCAAACCAACGUUCGUUCAGUUUUCCUGCAAUCUGUGGAUCGUCCUUAUGCCAAACAUGUAAGAUCUACUCUGUCCCACACAACUGCUGGCUGCACUUUUGCCCUCAAUCAGAAGAACAACGAAAUGUGCAACAUGCUAUUGAGCGACCAAUAGAGAUUGUCGCUGAGAUUAUUUGAAAGACCUCAUUUAAACAGAGAUAAACAUUUAAAAACUGUAAUACUAAAAACUCAGAGAUUAAGACUAGAUAUAGUUGUAAACUCAAACGAACAAAUACAAUUUAAUUUUCUUAACAAAA